AUGGCCGCGUUGCGCCUAUGGCGCCAUGCCGACGAGAGAACCAAGAAGGACGAUGACCUUGUCUUGCCCAGGCACUCCAGCCGUGGCCGUGGCUAUGGCGCGCAGUGGCAGUCUGCCAGAAUGCCUCGUCGAUCCUGCACCAGGCGCGUUGCAGCAUAUGCGCUUAUCGUCGUGGCACUUGUGUACCUCUUCAGCCGCGUCAACUCUUCAGAUUCGACCGCCCUGCCGAGAAACAGACGCGACCCCGACGCCCUCGACGCCGCUGACAACCAUCGCCUGGAUCCGGUCGGGACGCCGCAAGCCGACGAUGCGCCCAAGGGGCCGUCGCACCCGCACCAGCCGCCUCCGGCCGAGGUUGAUGAAGGACAGAAAGGCAUUACACGGCCAAAAAGGCCUGCAGGUCAAGGGGAAGACCAAGGGGACAAGCUUGCCCACGGCCACCCCGAGUCUCCUCCGGGCCCAAUCAGAUUUCCUGCGCUCGCGUCGUCACUCACUGCCAUCGCAUCGACGGAUGGAGCUUCCCCCAAGAAUCGCAACGUCCUAUUCGCGGCUGCCAGUCUGAAGAGCGCUUCCACGUUGCUACCUAUGGCAUGCGACAUGGCAACGGAGCGCCGGAGCUAUGUUCACUUUGUCUUUAUCGGCACGGCAGAUAUUACCACGCAAGACCUCCUCGAGGUCAACGGUAUCGACGAGACGUGCCAGCUCAUUGUACACGAUGCUCGCCCGGACCACUUCGGUGCGUCGACUGAAAAUCGCAUGUCCUCGGCCGUUGUGAAAGCCCUGCAUUUUGUUCAUCUCUAUAUGCACCCGCAAGCGAUACUUGUAGAUUCAACAAAAGCCGAAGAGGCCUACUUUCUCCGUGCGGUCCGAGAACAAGUUUCGUCCACUCAAUCUGCCCUUGUAGAGCUCCCCGAGCGUCCUCGACCAAGUCUCUCGUGGAUGUCCAAAUUGGAUUCGGCAGCUCUUUCAGCUUGGAACAAAGUUCGAUUCGACAUCUUGAUUCAUGCGACCGCCACUGGUGCUGCAAACCUCCAGAGGUUGCUGAGAUCGAUUGCGAGGGCAGACUUGACCGGCAUUCAGACUCCACACAUUAUUGUUGAGCUUCCAUACGCCACGGACGCGGCUCUGGAGUCGUACCUUGCAAACUUCAAAUGGCCGCCCUCAACUUCCGACGGACAGAGUCCGCAGAUGAUAUCGCUCCGUCGUCGAAUUACGCGGCAGCCGAUGGACGAGGAGGAUGGCUCCGUGCGCUUUGUCGAAUCAUUCUGGCCGACUGAUGCUCAGCAUUCUCAUGUCUUGGUGCUGGCGUCUCACACGGAGGUUACGCCGCAAUUCUUUCAAUACGUGAAAUAUUCGCUUCUGCAUCAGCUUCACUCAAACGUUGCACGGACGAGAGAUGACGACGCAAGCCUACUGGGCAUCAGUCUCUCCGUGCCAACGACUUUGAUGGACGGGACACAGUCUUUCAGCCCCCCUGAGCCACUCCGCGGUGACAAAGAAGGGUUGGGUGAGACUGCGUUCUUGUGGCAACGACCUAACAGCGAGGCCAUGGUGUUCGUGGGCGAAAAGUGGGUAGAACUGCAUCACUUCGUGGCCCAAACACUGUACAAGAAACGGUCAUUGCCGUCAAUACCCGCGCUGCUCGCAAAGAAGGAGGUGAGCAAGAAGUAUCCCGCGUGGCUGGAAUAUGCCCUGCGGUUGUCUCGUGUAAGAGGAUACUUUACACUGUAUCCCAGCCGUCAAACGGCGGAAGCCAUCAUCGGCGUACACUACGAAAUCCCCAACGCACCAGAAGAGUACCUCAAGGAUCAGUCGGGACCAAAACCGCCCAAGGACUACUCCGACGAAGGCAGCGACGACUUUGACCCAGUAUCUCCAGUCGACAUGCUGGAGACACUACCUCACAACGGGGAGCUGCAACUGCCCCGCGAUCUAGCGCUGUUGUCGUGGGACGGCAAGAUGAAGACGGAAGCCAGUUUUACUCGGGAUGCAAGCGAAUACACCACCUUGUUCCGGAGGGAGGUUGGUGGGUGCGGGGAAGACGAUUUGGAGAGCCCUCCAGCUCCGAACAGGAUGGCUGUGGACCUGUUCUGCAACCACGCAAAGUGA
This is a messenger RNA of Metarhizium album ARSEF 1941, 2109 nucleotides long. RefSeq lists its product as uncharacterized. The transcript has 5 exons. Bases 1 to 2109 code for a protein of 702 amino acids. The record is from RefSeq and is a predicted model, not a curated record. Lineage: Eukaryota; Fungi; Ascomycota; Sordariomycetes; Hypocreales; Clavicipitaceae.